Messenger RNA from Colletotrichum lupini, 336 nucleotides. RefSeq lists its product as uncharacterized. The transcript is spliced from 5 exons. The record is from RefSeq and is a predicted model, not a curated record. Bases 1 to 336 code for a protein of 111 amino acids. NCBI's taxonomy places the organism in Eukaryota, Fungi, Ascomycota, Sordariomycetes, Glomerellales, Glomerellaceae.
AUGGCUCAUCUACCGGCGUUGACGAGAGAUUUACCUGCCGAAGGUACGUGGGCGUACGCAGGACUGCCCUGCACCAUCCCCAUCUCCGUUCGCAUUCUCCAGUCGUCAACGACCGGUCCUCUGAUUGGCCUGCAGGUACCUGACAAGGGUAAAUCAAGGUGGGGCCCCACCCGCUCUCGCACCAUGGAGGCGACCUUACGUGACUGCAACCUACGGUAUGGAAAGUUUCCUUCUAGAUCAUCGUCAUCGACGAGGCAGAUUCAUCCGGAGAAGGACCAGGACACCGGUGUCCCCCAGAAAGCCCCCAGCUCGCCGGAGGCCGAGAAGCGGCGCUAA